Messenger RNA from Caenorhabditis elegans, 6219 nucleotides. It is a transcript of the gene rin-1, whose product is annotated as SH2 domain-containing protein. Gene Ontology annotation, molecular function: GTPase activator activity; guanyl-nucleotide exchange factor activity. The coding region runs from base 57 to 5729 and encodes 1890 amino acids. The transcript is spliced from 25 exons. Gene Ontology annotation, biological process: vesicle-mediated transport; signal transduction. NCBI's taxonomy places the organism in Eukaryota, Metazoa, Nematoda, Chromadorea, Rhabditida, Rhabditidae. The record is from RefSeq and is marked reviewed.
CUCACUGAGACACAAUUUCACAUUGAUUAUAUUCGAUUAUAUUUGAACGUUUGGAGAUGAUAACAUCUCUACCUUCAACAUCUACAUCAGCUAGAUCUACAUCUAAUGUCUCGAAUUCCGAUAUUCCUGUGCCAAAACCACGACGUCUUCUAGUCACAUCAAAAACUCCGGUACCAUCUCCUCGAAAAUCGCUUUUCAAAUCAAAAAGUGACGAGCGAGAGUAUAACGAGGAAGUUGAAGUUCGUCUUCGAAAACAUGUUGGCCUAAUUCGUCGUGACACAUAUAAACCUAUAAUGAUGGAACGGGAAAAGCUGCAACGGAUUCUAGAAGACGCUGUUGAGCCAGAUUCUAAACUUCCAAAGAUUCGCCCAGCAACUUUUCCGUCGGGUUCUUCUUCGUGUAAUUCGAAUUAUUUGGAACCAAUUAUAGACAUUAGUCUAUACGAUAAUGUUGAAGAAAUCGGGACAUCCUGCUCUUCUGCCUCAGAUUCAAUGUCGGCGAGAGCCAUAGCAGCAGCUAGAUCUCGUGGAGGCGGCGCUGCUCCGAGUAGUAAUGGCAACGAACGACCAUUAUCCGCUUAUGAAGAAUCUGAUGAAGCGGUACGACAACGAAAGAAUCGUAGAGCAAGUGUUGCAGUAAUGCCAAUGAUGGAAUUAGAAUAUAGAGAUCAAGUUGUGGCGGGAAGUAUUAAAUCAGCCACUAUGAAUCGACGAAAAAGCGAUGGAAAUCCUGCUGGGAGAGCGUUCAGUCCCGACUUUGGAGCAAUUCGAGUACAAGUUGAGGAUAUCACAUCGGUUCCCGGUUCAAUGAUGACGGAGGACGAUGAUGAUGUUGACGAUGAGAAGCAUGGAUUGAAUGGAGGACGAUCUUUCGACAACGGUGGCGAAACCUCGACCGAGACGAUCACAGACGUCGCGCUGAACGGCUCGCUUCUAAUGGCGAGUGGAAGAGUUUCAGAAUGGGCGGUUCCAAUCGAGUAUGCGAGCAGUCCAAUUGCACAAGAAUUGUCACAGAGUGAGGUGGAAGAGAGACCUCGACCGCCGAUCCCGGCAAUGUACAUCAACACUUCUUCUUCGACUACAACAGCACCGACGGCAGAUCGUGGUGAGGAGAGUGUUUACUCGGAUUUCGUGCUCAAAAGGAAUUCGUCGACGUCGUCAAUGUCUGGGAAGAGUGUCACUUUGUUGGAACAAAUUAUACGAACACACGCAGUUUGGUAUCUUCCACACAUGGGUCGACCAGAAGUUCUCCAUCUCCUUCGCCGAAUGGAACCGGGAAACUUCAUUGUCAGAGCAUCGACACGCGAGAAUUGCAUGGCUCUUUCAGUUCGGCUGGCUCCGGGAGCUCACGUCGAAAUUGAUCAUUAUAUAAUCGAGAAGCUCGUCGUUCCACUGAAACCGACAACAUCAAAAGAACCUGCAGCUCCUACAACUGCUAAAGCGGUCAGGCUAGAAGGAAGCCCUCUCACAUUUCGAUCACUUCCUCUUCUCAUUGAACAUUAUUGUGUUAACGAAGACGAACUAGAGCACCGUCUCCAACUUCCAUCGGCAAUCCGUGCAUGUACAACGACAAAGCAACUUUUGAGCAUUGCAAUGAUGGAGCAGGAAUUCUGGUCGUGUGAAAUGUCAUUGUCCAGAAAAGCGGCGCCAUCGACUUCCUCAUCGCGCAAUUCAAUUUCUUCUUCACUUCGAAGCAGUAGUAACAACAAUAAUAAUAGUAGUAACACGAUGCCAAGAUGCCAUGGAACUGCUGAAUCCGAUGCUUCAACAUGGUUCAUGGAUCGCCCGAAAGUAGUCGUUGACGACGAAUCAAUUUACGAUGAAGUGGAACCACGGAUGAUGGGAAGCAAGACCGGAGUUGGUGGAGGUGGCUAUUACGCGGUUCAUGACACAAAAUCAUCAUCGAAUACCCUGAAUAACAAUAUACCGAGACGAAGUAGUGCAAUGUUACUCUCACCGGAAAUGGCAAUGAAUUCUGAACAACAGAAAAAUUCCAAGAAACGGCGUUCUUCAUCAAGAUCGUCUUCGAAUUCCCGAUUCGCUACUGUAUGUGUGGGUGGAUUUGAUGGAUGGAACGGUGGAACAUCUUCAUCGAAACAAGUCGAUACAGAUGAGACUGACAGUGGAUUGAGCACACAUUCACCACCAAGUAAACACGAUCGGCUUGAUGAUGUUCACAUCUCGAGAAGCGAUCGUCGUUCGCAAUCAGUGAGAUCUCAUAAAAGUGUAACCGCAUCACCAAAGCUUGGACAUUCGACGAGCAGUACAUUGUCACGGCCUCGAUCAUUUCUACGAUCACUCCUUUCGUUUGGAUCUUCGAAUAAGGAACACAAGCGGAAGGAGAGUUUGGAUAUUGACUCAACACCCCGCCUUGCAAGCUGUGAAUACUUUACUCCAUGGGAUACAAACGGAACGAACAUGCAAGUUAGAACUUCACGUUCUGCAUUCGACAUCACCAAUCCACCGGCUCGUGGCUUCUUUGGCUCUGGAAGUCCAAAGAAAAGAAAUGGAAUAAUGCCAUCAACGAGUUCCGUUUAUCAAAAGAAUGCUUCAUCAUCAUCAUCGAACAUGUUUGACGACGACAAUUAUACGCGUGGCUGGAAGGAAGCUGCGUAUGCUGAGACAUCUCCUCAUCACAAUAAUAAUAAUCAUUUAACGGAUGCGGCAAUGCGAACAUUCAAACCACCGAAUUAUGAUGAUGUCGCCGGAUCCUCAGCCACCUCAUCUCCAUCCAGUCGAUCACGUCCAUUGGCAAUGCGUCGAGAACGGAGUGAUAUUGGUGUGAUAAGUAAUGGAAUGAAUCUUGGAGUUAAAAGUAAUGCUCAACGAUUGGCUUAUCACAAUGAGAGUAGUCCUGGACCGGCUCACGCGAUUGGCCGUGUUCCAAUGACACCACCGGCGAACGCUGGCGAUCCUCAAGUGCAGCAGAAUUGUGUGGAAGAGUUGCGUCGAAAACGAUUACAAUCCACCAAUGAAAUGCUCUCACCAAAAGAGCUGCCCUCGUCAAAACAUCCCCACGGAGAAGUUCAUAGUGCUCACGCGAGCCCUCAAAUUGCAAUGAGACGACGAAAUGGAUUUCCAUCACCGUCUGCAAGUCAUAAUGGAUUCAAUCGGAAUAAUGCAUUUGCCGCUAUCGAUCGAAAUCGUGGUUCAGAUCACCGGCUAUCAGUACCUAAUCUUAUCGCUGCCACUGAUCCUCUUGUACCUGGAAGUGUUGGACAAUCAGCGAAAGCAUUGAGAGAAAGGCUCGGUGGAAGGACGACGGAUGGUGAUUUGAUGGUAAUCAAUGAAGGACUUGUGACUCCAGUUGUUCGACGGAAAACAUUUGCACCCGCAACGACGACUACAAAAACUACAGCAACAGCGGCAACUUCGAUGGAUGAGCUGGGUGGAGAAGUGAUGAGAAGACGGGAAGCACUGGAAGCGGCUAUGAAUGAAAAACGACGACAUCCGUCUGAUUCGUUGUCGAGUGGAUCUUCCGAUCAUUCUUCAUUGGGGCGUAGAAAAACAUCAACAUCAUCUCAAGCUCAUCAAUUAGGAACGACUGAAAGUGAGCUUGUUUGGCGAAGAGCCAAAAACAACAACCCUCCAUCUUCUACUGUUGCUCCGUCAACAUCAUCGAAAUCAGGUGGAGGUACUUCUCAUUGGUCGGCUAUUAAUCACGAAAUUAAAAAUCGGCAGCAGAAGAUUGCAAAGGUUCUACCAACUCCACAACCACGUGGACAUCAUCAUAAUCGAACAAUGUCAAUUGUUGGUGGACCUCCUUCGGUUAUUUCUGAAUGUCGGCGUUCCAGUGAUUAUGCACAGCUUUGUGAUUUUGCAAGUUCUACUGAUAAGAAUGGAAUACAUCUUGAUGUGCAUUCUAAAAUCGAAGACGAUGCUGUCAGUGUCGCCGGUACCGUAUUCAACGAGCCAUGGGAUUCAAAUGUCUGGGAGAACUUGUUAGAUCUGGCACACCAUGGAGAUGAAUCUACGAUGGGAUUGAAAGUCAGUGAACCAAUUCAAGAGGAAGAUUCUGAUUCGGAUAGAACUGCUGGCGGAGACUCAACAUGUCAAAUGGAUUCGGAUGAAGACGAUGAUGAUGAUGAUGAGGAUGAGAUGAUUAGAUGGCAAACUGAGAAAAUGAUGAGAAGGCCUCUACCAAGUGAUCGAGUUACUGUGAAAGCUUGGGAACAAGAUUCAGAUGCUGGAAGCUCGAAAUUCAAUACAUUGGAAAGUCGAUCAAAGAAUGGUUCAAUUGCUGGAAGUACACUUCGAAGACAGCCUGAAGGAUCCUUUUCGAUUCGAAGUCUGCCACGUGCUCUUUCAAGAUUCUCUCACACUCUUGGAAUGAAUGGAAUGAGUGCUGCUGCAUCAUUCGGAUCUAUUGAUGAUCUUCCAACUACACUCCCGUCAAUGUCACCACUGCUCAGUGGACGUGUCUCUCGUGCUCAACUUCCGCGAAGCUCGAGCACUGAUGAGAAGAUCGGGAGAGCUGUUCAGAAUUAUGUUGAAGAAUUGGCUCAAGUGAAAGAAGGAGAUAAUGCGUGUUUUGGAUUGACACUUCGACAAUUCGUUGCUUGUACAAAAGACACAAAAGAGACUGAUCCGGCAGUUGUGAUACGAAAUGUUCGUCAAUUUAUCAAUGGAAUGAAGAAUUAUUUGGUGAAACAUGGAGAAGGUGACUUGCAUCACAUAAUCGAUGAAGAGAGUUCUCGAUUGAAUAGUAAUCAAAUUUUGAACAUUGACGCUGUACUUGAAGCAGUUCUUCAUAAACUUUUGCUCCGAGAAGUCAAACCACUUUUAUAUCAUGUUAUGAUUAAAGAACACUCGAAAGCUGGAGCUCUUCAGUUAAUAUCUCAAAAUCAAGGUGUGGUUCGGAAAAUGAAUUUAACUGAAUUAGGAUUCUCGAAUCCGGAAUCUCUUGUGACUCCAUCAUCUUCAAUUAUGGAACAAGUGAAGCUUUUGAUGCGAAAAAUGCAAAAUCAUUAUUCGCCAAUGAAGAAGCUGGAGAAUCUGAUGAAAGCUGUUGGUCUUGUGCUCGGAUGUCAAGUUAACAAUGGAAAUGAGAAUGAGAAUCCGACGGAUCCGAUGAGCUGUGGGUAUCGAGGACUGCCGCCUGGAGACGAUCUUGUCCGCUGGUUUGUCUACAUUCUCUCACGUACAUCUACCGUUGGAUGUGAAGUUGAAGCAUGGUAUAUGUGGGAACUUCUACCCCAACCAAUCGUUACUCAAAGUGAUGCAUCAUACUAUCUUACAUCUCUCUGGUCAGCUGUACACGUUCUUAAAAGUACUGAAUCUAUUCGUCGAUUGUGUGAGAAUGAUCAACGUGUCAUUGUUUCUCAUGAUUCAUCCCGUCAUCUCUGUUCUUCACCACUUCUCUCCACUGCUACAUUGACACGUGGAACAUCGGCUGGCAUUCCGCAAGUGAUUUCGGCGGCCACGUGUGACGCAUUUGUGAAGAUUGCCGUACCGGACGAGGCUGUUGGAUGUGUGAGAUAUGCUACAUUCCCAGGAGUUCCAAUGUUGACUACGUCGAAAUUGAGCCGUCUCGUCGCGCAUCAGCAAGGAAUCACUAAUCCGGAAGAACAUGGAUUAUAUCUGAUCGCUGAAGGCUUCGAAUCUUGUCUAUCUCCAUCCGAAUGCCCAGUUCUUGUCCACGAACAACUGAAAAAGGACAAAAAGCCACACAUGUUCGCCUACAAACGCCACGAAGCAAAAAUCGCGUGGCCAAGAGCAGCGAUUUGCUGAGCUCUUCCAAUUUUAGUCUCAUCUAGUCUAGCUUCUUUGUAUCCCUGUUUCAUAUAAACUGAGCCGUUCCAUUUCUUUCCUCUUUCCCAAUCCAGAAAAAAAGCUUUACAUCCCAGUCCCUUUAUCUGUGCUAAACCAAGACAUUCAAACUGUUUCUACUCCCCUUUCCACUCAAAUUCAUCUUCCUCAUUGUUUCAAAAAUAUGGGUAUUCUUCUCAUUCGUCUUCUAAAAAUAGUUUUAAAAUGUUUUAUUCGCCUUUUCACCCGUUCAUUUUUGUUCUGUUUUAUUGAUUUCUCUCACUUUUCCCCCUUUUUAAUCUUGUUCAAUUAGCUCGCAUUUCUUCUAUCCACCAGUGAUUAUUCCCCAUUUUUUCACUGAAUAUUUGUAUAUUUUGAACGCAAUUCUUUUGCAUUUUUAUUGAAGAAUUAUCACGAUUUUUUUCUGAAUAGAAUCUACAAUCGAAAAAGAAAAACAGUUUUAUUUCAAAAA